Messenger RNA from Boeremia exigua, 1575 nucleotides. Its product is annotated as surfeit locus protein 6-domain-containing protein. The record is from RefSeq and is a predicted model, not a curated record. Gene Ontology annotation, molecular function: DNA binding; RNA binding. Bases 1 to 1575 code for a protein of 524 amino acids. Gene Ontology annotation, biological process: ribosomal small subunit biogenesis; ribosomal large subunit biogenesis. Lineage: Eukaryota; Fungi; Ascomycota; Dothideomycetes; Pleosporales; Didymellaceae. Gene Ontology annotation, cellular component: nucleolus. The transcript has 3 exons.
AUGCCUGAUGACCUUGAGUCAAGACUGAAGAGCCAUGCCCGGGCCUUCGAAGGACUAAUGUCGUUGAUUCCAGCCAAGGAGUACUACGGGAAAGACGAGAGCAUCACAAGUACGCAAUGGCAAAAGAAGAAGAAGCAAACCACCGAGGAGCGUCAGGCUGCUAAGCGGGCAAAGCUGGAUCCCGCAUCGCACAAAUCUGCCCAGGACGUUCUGGACGAAAAUGCACGCAAGCGAAAGCGCGAAAUCGACGGCGAAGUCGAUGACGAUCUUGUCUCAGAGGCACCCUCUUCGGACCUUGAUAUGGACAUCGUAAAGGAGACACCGCUGGAAGGGAUAAAGAAGCUGAAGAAGCAAAAGACAAAGAAUGACGCCGACACCGCACCUGAAGAGGUUGUAAAGGAAGGCCGAACAUUGACCAAGGCUGAAGUCAAGGCCGAGAAAAAGAAGGAGAAGAAGAAGGAGAAGCAAGCGACCAAAAAACAGCAAGAGGAGAAGCGGAAAGCUUCGCAAGCUGAGUUCAAGGAAGGGCUCACUGCGCCCAAAGAGACGAAGAAACCCCAGUCAAAGACCGUUGAUGAAGAUGAAGACGAAGAGGAAGAUGAUGGCCUUGAAGACCCAGAGGAUCGUAUCGAAGCCCUAGAUGUUAGUGGUCUUGUCGAUGUUGAAGAGGGUCAGUCCACCGCUCCUACCACUACUGCAAAUUCCAAUAUUUCAGCAGCAUCCGAUGCCUCGUCGUCAACCUCCGUUGCCGAAGAAGCGCCCACAAAGGACGCAAAGAAAGAGAAGAAGCCACUUCAGAUUGAUGAGAAAAGUCAAGAAGAGUUCCGCGCACGAUUGAACGCCAAACUCGAAGCAAUGCGCGCAGCUCGUAAGGCCGACGGACCCGACGGACGACCCGCAAAGAACCGUGCUGAGCUCAUUGAAUCCCGGCGGAAGAAGGAGGCGGCCCGCCAGGUUGCAAAGAAAAGCGCCCGCCAGGACGCCAAGGAAGACGAAGCGCGCCAGAAGGCAGAGGAGCAGCUUGCAAGGAUAAGAGGCGGAUCAGGCUCUCCCUCCAUCUUCCCAGCGCGAUCACCCGAGCGUGAGCGCAACUUUAACUUCGGCCGCGUAGCCUGGGAAGACGGGCAGGAGCUCGAAGGUGGCCUGUCCAAGUUCCUCGACUCGCGCAAGAAGAAGGGUAAGUCGGACACCAAGACUGCCCUGGAAGCCGCGCAGAAGAAGCAGGCCCGCAUCAACGGCUUCGACGAGACAAAGCGCAAGGAGAUUCAAGAAAAGGAGCUCUGGCUCAACGCCAAGAAGCGCGCCCAGGGCGAGAAGGUCUUUGACGACGUCAACUUACUUAAGAAGAGCCUGAAGCGCCAGCAGAAACAGAAAGACAAGAGCAAACAGGAGUGGAAGGAGCGCCUUACCAAUGUCACUGAGGGUAAGGAGAAGAGGCAGAAAAAGCGUGAGGAGAACCUCAAGCAGAGGAGAGACAGCAAGGGCGUAAAGGGCAAGAAGAAGGGCGCACCAAAGAAGGGUGGCAAGAAGCCGGCGAAGAGACCGGGCUUCGAGGGGACCUUCAAGGGGAAAUAG